AUGUUUGGAAUAAUAUUACAUUUCCUUCAAAUUAUACCGCUUCUCGUGACAUCAAACGUGCUUGGCAAAAAACUCUCUAUCCCAGAGCUAAACGAUUUAAAAUAUAAAUUAUACGAAGAUUUUGAUUCCAUAUCGAAUAGAAACAGCAAAUACGUCAACUCUACGGAAGAAUGGAAUGAUAUUGGUGCCAUUAAAGGUAUAACCAUUGGUGGUUGGUUAGUCACUGAACCAUACAUUACACCGACUCUUUUCAAAAAUGCCACUGAUUUGGCUCCAUCUAGUAAUAUUACAAUCGUGGAUGAAUGGACUCUCUGUCAAGUAUUAGGUUAUAACACUAGCAAAAGUUUGUUAGGUAAUCAUUUCGAAACAUGGAUUACUGAGGAUGAUUUUAAGCAGAUUAGUGAUGAAGGUUUUAAUUUGGUUAGAAUUCCAAUUGGUUAUUGGGCGUGGAAAGUAAAUCAUACAACUGAUUUGUAUUUGAAAAAUUCCACUUAUGUAGAUCCUUAUGUUGGAGAAGGUUUACAGUUGAAAUAUCUGGAUAAAGCUUUGAAUUGGGCUGAUAAAUAUGGAUUAAAAGUUUGGAUCGAUCUACAUGGUGCUCCAGGUUCACAAAAUGGGUUUGAUAAUUCGGGUGAAAGAAUAUUAUAUGGAGAUAUAGGUUGGUUAAAUAACAUUGCCACGAAGACUCUAACAUUAUCAAUUUGGGCAGAAUUAUUUAAAGAUUAUCUUAAUAGAUCCCCGGUAAUUGGGUUUGAAAUUAUGAAUGAACCAUUAAGUAGUAAGAUUGAUAUCAAUGAUAUUACUCAAGCAUAUUAUGAAGCAUUUGAUUCAUUUAAAGUCCAAGAAAGAAAUCAAAACUCAACAGCGAAUACGACAUUCGUUAUCCAUGAUGCUUUUGAACCAAUCAAUUAUUGGAAUUUACAAUUUAAUCCGCAAUAUGCAAAUGUUUCUAAUCAGUUUUUCAAUUUGACAAACAUUACUUAUUCUUCAAGCCAAAUUAUGGUCGAUCAUCAUCAUUAUGAAGUAUUCACAGAUUCUCAACUUGCAGAAACACAAUAUGAAAGAUUAUUGAACAUAAUAAAUUAUGGUAAUUCUAUAAACGAAGAGUUGUCCUAUCAUGGUGCUAUCAUCGGGGAAUGGUCAGGUGCUAUAACUGAUUGUGCCACAUGGUUGAAUGGUGUCGACAUUGGUGCCAGGUAUGAUGGGUCAUAUUAUAAUACAACAUAUUUCACUUCAACAUCUCCUCCAAUAGGAAAUUGCACUUCUCAAAAUGAUAUUAGUACUUGGACUGAAGAUUACCGUAUUAAAGUUAGACAAUUCAUUGAGGCACAAUUAGCUACUUAUUCUACAAAGACUAGUGGUUGGAUCUUUUGGAAUUGGAAAACUGAGAAUGCCCCAGAAUGGGACUAUUUGAAAUUAAAAUCUGCUGAUUUGUUCCCAACUCCAUUUGAUAAUUUCACUUAUUUCCAAAAUAAUGGUUCCAUCGAUACAAUAGUUUCAGUCUCAUUAUCCAAAGAAGCAUAUUCUUCGACACAUUAUAAAUCUACUGCAACAAAGGGAGGUGCUUCUAACUUUGGUGUAUCAAGCAAAAGAUUCUUGAAGAAAGAUGGUAUUGACAGACCUUUUGAUACCUUAUUGAAGAACGCUUUAUUCCUUCUUAUUGGUUCAAUUUUAUCUAUUUGCUUCUUUUUGUAG
This is a messenger RNA of Naumovozyma dairenensis CBS 421, 1695 nucleotides long. RefSeq names its product glucan exo-1,3-beta-glucosidase (gene EXG2). Gene Ontology annotation, cellular component: extracellular region; cell surface. Gene Ontology annotation, biological process: glucan catabolic process. Gene Ontology annotation, molecular function: glucan exo-1,3-beta-glucosidase activity. The transcript has a single exon. The record is from RefSeq and is a predicted model, not a curated record. Bases 1 to 1695 code for a protein of 564 amino acids. NCBI's taxonomy places the organism in Eukaryota, Fungi, Ascomycota, Saccharomycetes, Saccharomycetales, Saccharomycetaceae.